This is a messenger RNA of Hypanus sabinus (Atlantic stingray), 1987 nucleotides long. RefSeq names its product neuroendocrine protein 7B2-like. Gene Ontology annotation, molecular function: enzyme regulator activity. Gene Ontology annotation, biological process: regulation of hormone secretion; neuropeptide signaling pathway. Gene Ontology annotation, cellular component: secretory granule. The transcript has 5 exons. The record is from RefSeq and is a predicted model, not a curated record. Bases 1263 to 1967 code for a protein of 234 amino acids. NCBI's taxonomy places the organism in Eukaryota, Metazoa, Chordata, Chondrichthyes, Myliobatiformes, Dasyatidae.
UUAACUGGAAUAUAUUACAUGCCACUGGAAUGCUCCUGUUCUGUGGCUCCAUGUCCCCAGAUAACUGUACAUUAAAGGCUGUUGAAUACAGAACCAGACAAUUGAACAGUAAUAAAUGGAAAAGCUGUAUCAAUGGGUUACAGCUGUUAACAAGCAUCCGACCCAGAACCUACAGGAACUGAAGAUCCAUCUUCAAGCAACACUUGGGAGAAAAACCAAAAUCAGCAACUUCCAGGUGCUUGUUAGUCUCGUGUUUAUUCGUUACAAAAUAUUGUAAGAUGGAAAAGGGUGUCGGUCAUGAAUCAUCCAUUUGGGCAAUGAAAAGAUCAUCUGCUUCUCAUUGAAAAUUAACAUACCGAAAGCUCAGAGGUUGGCGAGCAAUCAUUGAGUCUAUUUCUACUCAGCCAGAGACAUGUAUAAAACAAAACACCUCACGUUGUCAUUUUAGCCUGUUCUGGAGCUUAGCACUAUUUCCCAUAUCUUCCAUGUUCUGAAUAUUGUGUUUAAAAAAAUAGGAGCCGGUCUAGAUCCAGCCGAUUUCCAUGAAAAUGAAUAUUAAAAUACAUGAGUUUUACAGUCACGAAUACAAUGAUCCAGGCUGCCAUUUUGUAAUCGGGUUUUCCUACAGCGGCUGCAAAGGGUUAAUUACCUCUCAGACAUUACUUAUGCCACUCGGUGAUGACCUGGGAUUGAGCAGCAUUGACUGAAUGUUGCUCAGAUAUUGAAAAGGCAAAUUAUCCCUUUGCGAAAUUUAUUGUAACAGCCUUUCAGCAACGCUGCACACAUCCUUUACUUCAUCUGUCAUUGGUGUGAACAGCCUGAAAUCCACUGCAGCAUCUGGUCCUCUAAGGUGGGUGAUGUCAUUGCCCUGUUGCCUUGGCAACAGCAAUUAAGUUAUUCACGGCAGAUAAAAGGAGAGAGCACAAACAGCAAAAAUAACAUCACCAUCUGUCUCUGGAAGGACACAUUUGCCAGACGCUCAGCGACUCAAAGGUAAUUCUUGUCUCCGUGAGCAGCGCAAACAGGUAACUCAGCAUAUUUACAUCAUGCAGUACGUGAAGAAUGGCUGUUCUAAAAAAAAAUGUAGUACCUGCUUCAAGUAAAUGAUUUUGAAGACAAAAAUACAAUGCAUUUGACCAUUACUGGACUUCAGUAAUAAUUAAUGUGCUAAUGUUUUAUACUUCGACUGCCGAUUCGGUGUUCUGUUCCAUAUUUUAUUCACAGUGCUGUUUCUGUUUCGCUCCAUUUGGUUUUUGUUUCGGAUGCAUGCCGUAAGUAUAACAAUUCUCCCACUGACUGCAUUUCUCCUUCCCUGUUCAGGGUUGUCAGCUAUCAUGUUCAAGACGGUUUUGCUGACUCUGGUUGGCUUGGCUGUGGCUUCGGGUCACAGCUCCCAGGACGCAGACCAGGUCACUGAUGCAGACAUCCAGCGGUUGCUGCACGGAGUCAUGGAACAGUUAGGCAUUGCUCGGCCUCGAGUCGAGUACCCGGCUCACCAAGCGACAAACCUGGUUGGGCCACAGAAUAUUGAAGGUGGCGCUCAUGAAGGGUUGCAGCACCUGGGUCCCUAUAGCAACAUUCCCAACAUUGUGGCUGAGCUCACAGGAGAUAAUGUUCCAAAGAAUUUCAAUCAAGAUCAAGGCUACCCAGAUCCACCCAACCCCUGUCCACUGGGGCGAAAAGCUUCUGAUGGAUGCUUGGAACACAUUCCUGACACAGCCAAAUUCAGCAGUGAAUACCAGAGCCAUCAAAACCUGUUUAAUUCAGAGCAUAAAUAUCCGGCAGGAGGGAAAUGGAACAAGAACAUGAUGUAUGGAAAUAUGAAAAGUGCAGCAAGGAGGAGAAAAAGGAGCUUGAAUCCAUACCUGCAAGGGAAGAGACUCGACAACGUUGUUGCCAAGAAGUCAGCUCCUCAUUUCUCUGAAGAGGACAAAAGUGCCAAUGAGUUUAUCAUUAACCAAAUUUAGAGUAUCUCAACUUACUGUGU